AAGCGCGCCGCGGCGAACCGCGGAGUUUCCAUGGGAACCGCAAGGCCGCGUCUCGCUGGGGUCCCGGACGCCUGCCGGCGCUGUGAGCGCUGUGGCCGGGGCUUUGUCUGGGGUGGGGCCGCGCCUCGGGUGCAGACUGCGGGUGUUUGGAGAAGACAUCCUUGGGGAAUAUUGCGAAAGGGAAGACUUUGGGGCUGGGUUUAGGCCAGUCUCCUAGUCCUGCCCUUCCCUUGGUUGAUGCCCUGGGCAAGGUGUACACCUCUGGCCUGGACUGAGCGCUCAUCUCAACUCUCGGCGCCAUCGUCAUGCUGAGCUGCCUCUUCUUCCUGAAGGCACUUCUUGCUCUUGGGUCCCUGACAUCCUGGGUGGCUGCAGGAGAGCAUGUGAAAGCAGGAGAAUGCCCUCCUGAUAAGAACCCGUGCAGAGAGCUGUGCCAGGGGGAUGAGUCGUGUCCGGCCAGGCAGAAGUGUUGCAGCAUCAGCUGUGGUCGGGUCUGCCGAGGAGACCUUCCAGAAGGGAGGAAAGGAGAUUGUCCCAGGGCUGUUUGGAAACAGUCCUGCUUCCAAAGGUGUAUCACUGAUGAGACUUGUCCAGGUACAAAGAAAUGCUGCACGUUUGGCUGCAACAAGCUCUGUGUGGUCCCAGUCUCUAAACCAAAGCUGGAGUCUGGCGGUGAAUGUCCUGUGGACCCCCUUCCGUGCGAGGAGCUGUGUGACAGGGACGAGUCCUGUCCCCAGGGGCAUAAAUGCUGCAGCACUGGCUGCGGCCACUCCUGCCGUGGAGACAUCAAGGGAGGGCGGGCUGGUGAUUGUCCACACAUUUUGGUGGGCCUGUGCAUUGUCAACUGCAUGAUGGAUGAGAACUGCCAGGCCGGGGAAAAGUGCUGCAAGUCAGGCUGUGGCCGCUUCUGUGUCCCGCCCGUUCAGCCACCAGAACUGGCCACAAACCCCAACUGGACCCUCCGCUCUGAUUCUGCCUUAGAGACCCCAGUGCCUUAGCUGUCCUGAUUUGUCCUGAGCUGCUUUGGUGACUACAGGGGGCUUGUCCUGGCUGCCAGGAGAGGGUGACGUCCUGGGGCUGUGACCCUCCCGGGGGCUCUCGUUGCCCUCGCUGCCCUGCUUCUGUUCCUGCUGCUGCCCUGAGCACUGGAAACAGUCGUGGGUUUGAGCAAUGGUGUGUGGCGCUGCUUUUCCCCAAUAAAGACUGUGCUGAC
Molecule: messenger RNA, 1213 nt
Organism: Mirounga angustirostris (Northern elephant seal)
Lineage: Eukaryota; Metazoa; Chordata; Mammalia; Carnivora; Phocidae
Gene: WFDC3
Product: WAP four-disulfide core domain 3
Exons: 7
Coding region: 306-998 (230 amino acids)
Cellular component (GO): extracellular region
Molecular function (GO): serine-type endopeptidase inhibitor activity
Source: RefSeq, a predicted model, not a curated record